Molecule: messenger RNA, 1066 nt
Organism: Dothidotthia symphoricarpi CBS 119687
Lineage: Eukaryota; Fungi; Ascomycota; Dothideomycetes; Pleosporales; Dothidotthiaceae
Exons: 3
Coding region: 1-798 (265 amino acids)
Molecular function (GO): protein binding
Source: RefSeq, a predicted model, not a curated record
AUGGCGCCUUCGACUCCUGCGACCGCCAACAAGGCUACAACGGACAGUGGCGAACCUCCGCAAAAGGUGCGCCGCCUUAUGACAGCUGGCCCAAGCUUCGACAGCCCCAUCACGGUCAAAGUUGGGACCGGGGAGGACCAGGAGACCUUCUACGUUUCGGAACGCCUCUUACGAAAUAGUUCUGUUUUCUUCGAGAACGCGCUUAGCAAAGACUGGAAAGAAGUCGCAGAACGGAUUGUCACGCUUCCAGAUAUGGAGCCGGUACACUUCCAGACAUACGCUAAAUUUCUCAGCACUGGACUUCUCUAUGUCAGUCUCAGCGAAAAACUUGCUGUGAUCAGUAUAGGUGACAAAACCGUGCGAUUACCAGAUCUUGAUAUCUGUUUGAAACUGUAUAAGGCUGCGGACUUCCUCCAAGACUUAGACUUUCGUGACGCUCUCGUGGAUGCUCUUGUCGAGAUCGCCCUGGAGAGUCGUGAUACCGAAGCCAAGAAAUUCUACUUGCAUUACACGGCUGUUGGGGUGAUCUACGAUUAUACCCGAGAGGACUCACCCUUCCGGCAGUUUGCGGUAGACAUAGCCUUGUACUCAUGGACUCCUACCGUGUAUUCUAACAGGGCGGUUAAACAGUUUCCUCCCGCUUUUCUAGGGGAACUUCUCGCUGCAGCUGGCCCAUUUGUCAGAUCUACAGAGAGCGCCGAUGCCAUGGAAGAUCCUCUCAAUCUCAACGAUCCAUGCAAGUAUCAUGAGCAUGUUCUUCUCGGAAAGCCUUGCUACAAGACAAAGUAUCAUCACUGAGAAACGAGACGCUGCCGAUGAUGAGGUAUCACGAACAAUAUUUUCAUGAUCGCGAGAAGCGGCGUGACAAUCACAAAAUGAUCAUCUGAGCUCGAGUUUUUUGAGAUGAUCGAAAUGGUUGCACUCAGUGUCUUCUUAGUAAACAUUCGUUGGGUAUGGGGUUGCCCUCGUUAUCGUAGAAGAAUGAGCAGCAGCGAUGCCUAGCCUCCUUCGCUACCCAGGUUCAUAACAUUAAAAGAGGGGUUCAUCGAGCAUGUACAUAGAAGUG